UAGUAUAUGUUUGUCCGUCAUCGCGGUGUGGUGUAGCGUGGAGUUUUGUUAGCGCGCGUUGUCACGGAAUCCUCCAACCAAUCUCAUCAUCAUCAAGUAACGCGACCCUCAAGUCUAUUCUGUGGUGCGCUUGCUGCACCUUCUGUUGUUGUACGCUAUUCCUCGGUCGACGGAGAGAAAUCGUUUCUGUUAGUGAAAGGUGUUUCGGAUUCGGAAACUUCCGCCGGAACCGGAACGAAUAACUGGAUUUGUUACCGAGUGAGUGUUGUUGCCAGGAGCAGCAAAACCCUUUCGCUGAAGGGCGGUCGGUUUUUUCGGUGUGGUGAACUACUGCUCUUCUCGAGAGCGAAUUUGUUGUUGCGUGACCGUGGCUCAGUGCCAUCGAGUUGACCCGGGUCGGGCACGUGAAGUUCACGAGACGUGUUUCUUUCCUCUGAAGUGUGUUCACACAACAACAACAACUGCCUAUUGGUUCAACGCGAUUGACCUCUUAGUGGUGUGGGGAUACUAGGGUGACCUUGUGGAUUACAAACCCAAAGCCGCUUCUAGCGGGGAGGAUUAACAACUUCGGAUUCAGCCGUGUUGUCAAACUCAACAAUCCUGGAAAAAUUGUGCCUGCGGGGGAGUUGGUAGUUGUGAAGAACGGCUGUGUGCAUCCUUCUUCGAGGGAUCUUUUUCCUCCUCGAUUUUGUUGCCUUCGGGAACUGCACCAGCAACUUAGGAAAAACGUUCACGAAUACACAGCGAAGAGCAGCGCCAGAACAGAAGAAGUAGGAAGAAGGGGCAGUGCAAGAAGUGUCUAUAUUUUUCCAUCACUCUACUGCUGCGCUGAAGUGCUAGCUAGCUAGUGCUAGGUUAGGAGAAGCGAAAGCUCAGUGUGUUGUACAACGACGACGUAGCCGUAUGUAGAAGUGCCUACACAGCCGGUGGUGUGGCAUGUAGUAGUGGGUGCAUGUGGUACAAUGACCUGCAUUUAUUGAGAAUUCUAUUCAAGAGCUUGCCGCUGCAAGUCAGUCAGUGUGUGAUGCAUAUAGGCGAAAAUAGAAGCAACAACAACAAAAAAUAGUGCAAAGCUACUAGAUUUAUGUGCUCUUCUUGGUGAUGUGCAGCAGCAGGAAAGAGAGAGUGCCUAUGGCGACCACGAUGGUCCACAGAUAGAUAGAUAGUUAGAACGAGAGAUGAUUGAGUUUCAAGUUCAGUAGUUCAAAAGAUCCUAUUGUGCAAUUUUUUUUUCGGGUAAUCCAAUAAAAAAAACAAAAAUCCUGACCUCUAGUGUUCGGUUUGUGUAGUGAGUUGACGUCCUGCAAGUUUGAAAACAUCCAGCCAGGUGUGACAACGCAACCCGAAAAAAAAGAAUCAAACCCAGAAACCCAAAGUGCGGCAUGUUCCGGAACCAAGUCAGCAUGCUGCUGCUGAAUUCCGCGAAUCGUCGUUACUCAUCGUCGAAGUCUUCAACAACAACAACCUCACCACAACCUCCUUCAUCAUCAUCGCUCGAAAGCCUUAACGAUGGCUCCAUGCUGUUGCACUGCUCCCGGUGGCAAGUGUGACUUCUUCUUGGUGUUGGGUGUGAAUCAAUGAAUUCGGCCAGAGUUUAUCGAAUUGUUGUGCUUUGAAGAAGAGCUUUUAAUACGGAGUAGAAGUUAAAGUUAGAAAAGAGAGUUAUAGUGAAGGUUUCCGAUUGUGGAGCAGUUUUAAGUUUAGUUGUUGAUUUUAGAAAGUGAAAGAUUUUGCUGAGUGUGUUUCCGCUGUUGAAGAUUCUAUACUGUUGAAGUUGUGCGCGAGUUAAAAGUUUUUGGGAGAGAGAGAUUUAGCCCGGUUUUUUUCCUAUAGAAGAACGACUGAACAAGGUGGAACGGCACGAAGAUGAUGAAACGGAGAUGGUCGAACAAUGGCGGCUUUACGUCGUUGCGGAUGCUGGACGAGAGCAGUUCGGAAGUGACGUCUUCGUCGGCCGCUCUGGUGAUGUCCCCGGGCAUGACCAUGUCACCGAACUCGCUCGGAUCGCCCGAAUACAACGAUCUGGAACUUUGGGGAGCAUACGAGGAAAACGCCUACAAUGGGCACUCGGUCCUAUCGAAUGGGAACAAUAACAUCGGGGGCUGUGGAGCGGCCAACAAUCUGCUGAUGAACGGCAUCGUCGGCAACAAUAACCUCAACGGGAUGAUGAACAUGGCAACUCAGGCUAUGCAAACUAAUGGGAACAAUAUUCAGCACAUUGUCGGUAAUCUAAUCAACGGUAUGAACCAGAGCCAGACCAUCAUUCCGCCGCUGCCGUCGAUCAUCCAGAACACGAUCAUGAACACGCCCCGCAGCGAGUCGGUUAACUCGAUCUCGUCAGGUAAGAUUUAUUAGCCAACAUGAAUACUAUCGUUUAAGAGUAAGUCCUAAAUAAAGUUGAAUGUGGUCCUAUAUGUAUUUCAAUAUUUAAAAAAACUCGAAACUAUCUUUUUUAUCCUUCAAAAACUAUUAAAGAUUACGUCACCUACACAAAAUAAAUUUUGGUUGAUCAUCACUGGGAUAUUUUCGAUAAUUUAUUUCCUUUUUAUGAAGAAUUAUAUAUGAACUUCUUCUAGCACAUUGCUUAACACAUUUUGUCAACCAAAAGUCUGAUAAUCUCUGGCAAUUUUUUUUACCGACUACCUACUCAGUUCCAUAUGCCAACAGCUUUGAGAAAAAAACAACUCACAUCCCACAAAUAUCAAUCAUAGCAGAAAGACCACCCCCCACUAAACUAACUACUAGUUAAUCCGCAUGCGGAAAUCCAUCCAACCGACCGGUAAUAGACCCGAAAAUAGACAAAUAAAAACAGGCGAAACUCCUACAAAAUUGCUUUCAACGUUCCAAGAAGUGGGAUUGAAGGGAGGCCAACGAAGGAAGAAAAGACGCAUCAUAAAUAAUUACACACCCGGUGUGUCGGUAGGACUCUGACACUUAGUAAUAAUCGCGGUUGUAUCAAACCCACGCGACAACAACCUACAAAGAAAGCGUAAGCUGAACCAAAGUAUGAGAAAUUGUAAUACGGCGACGACGUUUCGGGUCCAACUACAAAUGAUGAUCAAAUGGUUUUGUGUAGCUACUAGAACGCACUUUGCUAUCGUUAAUUUUCAUCUGUGGCUUUCCCUAAAGCUUCCACACGAGAUAUGUUAACAACAAUUUUUUAUUAUGAGGGAUACGAGAUUUAGGCUUAUUUUCAUUUGAUUUGAAAUUGUUGGAACAAACAAAAAUAGUAGAGUUUUUUUUUAAAGAAAAAAACAGACGAAUUGGCGUUUUGUCUGUGCUAAAAUAAGGAAAAGUCUUUGAUUUUUUCUCACACCGUUAAUAGAGCUGUUUAAACCGAUUUUGCUCGAAUAAGGCUUAAAUAGUAGGUAAUAUUGCCCUUCAGGAAACCUGAGAAAAUUUCACUAAUUCAUCGAAAAUUUCGAAAGUUUUGGUAGAAAAACUUAAAACAUUUGGUUGGUGCGUGUGUAGUAACUCAUUCUAUGGAGCUUCCACGGGAGAAGUAAACAACUGUUUGCAGUGUGGACGAUGCGUGAUUUGAGAUUUUCCUCAUUUAAGUUGAAUUUUGUUGAAAAUAUAGUUCUAUGGGAAAACAAAAAAAAAUAGACAAAUCCAUCUCUUUUUAUGCUAAAAGUUAAAAAUGUGUGUGCAUUAUUCCACUCACUUUCAGUCUAGCUGGGUGGACAGAAUUUUUUCAAUUUUGGCUUAAAUUGUAGGUGAUAUUACCCUUCAAGAAACCUGAGCCAAUUUUUCAAACCCAUGAAAAAAUGAGAAAAUUUUGGUAGAAAAACUGUAAAGAAAUUGAUUUGUGUGUGUGUAUGUCGAAUAAUUUCACAGGUUUUCUGUGGGUCUUGGCGUACCGAUUUCGCUUAAUUUAGACAUGAAUGAUACAUAAUGUUACUUUCUGAGAAGUGUGAGAAUUUAAUUUAAAUUCUUCGAAAAUUGGAAGAGUUAUAUUAAAAAUACUAUUUGAAAAUAUAUAUGUGUGUGUGUAUAUAUAUGUAAAAUUAAUUUAUUGGCUAUCAUUGGAGUUGAGAGGUUCGAUUUUGCUCAGUUUAGGCUUAAAUGAUAUAUAUUAUAGUCCUUUAAGGAUUAUAAAAAUUGUUUUGAAGUUCAUCAAAAAUUGAAAAAGUAAUAGUUAAAAAAGUAUUUUGUGUGUGUAUGUCAAAAACUUUCCCAAGCUUUUAAGUAGAACUCUGUGGGCCAAUUUUGUUCAAUUAAGUCUCAAAUGUGAGAUACUAAGGUGGAAAUCGAUAUUUGUUUUCCUAAAAGUUGUAACAAACAUAUUUGAACUUGUUUUCUCUGAUUUAGUCCCUAUCCUCAGAAACAAAAAGAAAUCAAUCAAUCAUUUUCAACCCAAGCCCAAUCAAUAUUGUCGGUAACACGUGUCAGUGUCAACGACGGUUUAUUAUUUUCGCACCUCGGCCAGAAAUGGUCGCCGUCAUGCCUUCGUUCUAUUCCGGUAAAAGACGCAACUAAACGAUAUCAUUCAUUAAGCCAUCCCGGAUCCCUCGGGAAUAAAUUUAGCGAUAGAUCUUCCCAGUGACAAUGGCGACCGGCGAUGGAAAAGCCGAAAAUGACUGUGCGACUUUUGUGACACGCCAACCUUUCGUGCCCGCCAUAAGUAUCGGAAAUUGCCGAUAGAUUUGACUAAUUCCUUUCUGAGCGAAGAAUCUGGCCUAAUAUUCUUCCAAUCAAUGGGACCGGAAUUAUUCAAUCUAGUAAGCCGGCAUCAGUCAGCAGCUGGAAAAAAAAUCAAAUGGGAAAAUAAAAUCAAUCGAAGUAGGCUCAUUGAAAUUCACCUCGUACCCUCACAGCAGUAUACAGCAGGCCGGUAGUUUUGGCCUUUGGAUCUACCGGUGAAAACGGAAGAUACCACAUCAUUCGGCUUGCUUGCUUGUGAGUUUGAAUAUAGGCCUAACAGGCCUAGAACGUUCAACAUUCAGCGCUUUUAUGGUACCUGCCCGGUAACCUGGCAACAGACCGGUGUCCAAACGAAUCGCGGCCUACUUUUUCCACCAUGUAGGCCUAUUAUGAUUUCCCACCUCUCACCUGUUCCCUCAAAACCCCAACCUGGUUCCUACCUCUCGGCAACUUCCGCAGUAGGUUUUUGGAAACUCGACCCCUAGCCUAGCCUAGAGCCAAAGAGAGAGGCGGUUGGGUUUGUUGAUUGAUUUACUUUAGGAAACUGCGGAGCCACGCGGAAAAAUACCUUCGCGUGGUGCCUUUAUUUAUUCAACAUAACCCUACAUGGGUGAUACCUGGUAGGCAAUUCUAGUGGCACCAGAAAAUGGGUUCACUUGACCAAUGGCCUCGGAAUGACCGCAGCGGCAGGCCGGCCGGCCUCUUAGCCACCUAAAUCCGCGGCACCUGGAAAGAGGGAGGUCAUCGGCCUUUUUCCGGUACAGGUUCCCCAGAAAAUCGAUAUCACAGCAGUAGGCCUACCGGAGCAGGCCGGGGAUUCAACAAUGACUUGCUACCACUUAUUUAGAAAGUGAGGUUAGAAGAAGGUUAAGAAAGGUGGGCAGGUUACCACUUUAUGACCGAUUGAUGGUAAAAUUGGGAUUUUGGGAUGUUCGGAAUUGGACCCACACGCACUUUCUGCCUUUCAAGAAGGAAGUUCCAACUGUUUUCGUUGAUGGCCCUCGUAUUGCCGGUGACAUUCCACUGAAUGACUGUGUCAAGUGGAAGCUUUCAGGCCUGGUUCCGUUUUCAGCCGACAACCGAAGGUCGAAGAGUUUUGUUUUUGUUCUCACUCUCAGAUCGGGGCACGAUAAAAACGUGACAUCAGGUAGCCGCACUUUGAAUAUUAAUUUCUUGUUCUCUUAAAAUUGCUUUUCCAUAUGUGUUUAAACGUAUCUAACCGAUUAGAGAAGAGUGACGGCUGAUAGACGUUUUACAACUUUUUGAGAAUCAGGCCCAUUGUUGUUGUGAAAAUGAACGUCGCUUAUGGCGAUCUAGCUUAAAAGAGUAUUAUUGACUCGAAGUAUUUUUGUUAUUGCAUUCCAGAUGAAACUGUCACUGUUUAUUCUUUAUUGAUUUUAUCGACUCAUUUACAUGCAAAUGUAAUAGGUGGGGUACGAUUUGUUGUGUUUACUAACAACGAAGUUGUUUGUGGUGGUCAUUUUUAAGUUCUAUGAAAAACGAAAACUUUGCAUUAAAACUUUGCUUCUCUUUACUUCUUGCAAAUAAAAUGUAGAAAUCGUUCUUUAAAACAUCAAUAAAAUCAACUCUUAAAUAAGUAGUGUAUACCCACCGGCUGCCCACCGGGAAAAUUUACUUAAAACGGUGGUCAACCCGUGCGCAAAAUAUUUGGACCGCUAGUGGGGAGAUUUUAAAAAUACUCGUAAUGGACAGCAAAACGAACUCUGGCGGACAUCUGGCAGAUUUCUAGCAAGAAACUUUUCGUUGACAUGUCUCGCCUGUAUUUUUUUGUAAAUGUAAACAUUACAUUACAAGGCAGCUUCGAAGGAAAUUUCAUCAAUUUCCAUCCAAAAUUUUGGAAGCUGACAAACACCCAUUUCAAAAUGCUUCUAGCAUAAGGUUGCUAGAAUCAUGGCAUUUUUUUUCUAAAAACCAAGCAAAAUUCGGGCAAUAUCCGAGUAAUAUGUUGGCAAAUUUAGUCAAAAUCUCGGAGUUAUUUAACCGAAAUCAAAAAGAAAACUUUUUAAUUAUUUUUUUCAUCAAAAUACAUAAGAACGUUUUCAAUCGUAUUUUAAGGCUUCAUAAAACCGUUUAUGAUUAUUUUGAUAGAAAUUAAAACAAAAAAUUAGUUUCUGGUCGCAAAAAUAAAAAAAUAUCAAAUUUUUGUCCAAUAGAGUUUUUGAGUUAUAUUUUGCACCGGGAAAAUCUGGAUUUUUUCAACAAAAUACGGGAUCGAACUUUUCCAAAAUUUUGUUUGAAAUGUCCGGGCAAGUUCGGGUAUAACCGAGAAAUCUGGCAAGCUUAUUCUACCAUCUAACUGUCAGCUUCUAGUUUUUAGAUAGGGCUUGUGGUAAAACCACUGACCAUACUGACUGGACACUCGAUUUCGUUUUCUGGAUAAUUUUUCCAGAAAAAAAAAACAAAAAAAAAUCAUUUUUCCAACAGUACGCAAUGUCGAUUCCAGAGUGCGCAUCGAUCGAUUUGAAGAAAUGCUAUCCCAGUUAGGAAAUGCCACCCAACUUUAAAAAUAAAACACGCAAUUUCUACGAUAAAAUCGGGCUAAACAGGACCAUUUUUCCUACAGGGCAUUUUUUGUCAAAUUUUUCAGGUUCGCCACCUGCCGUCGGUAUUGCGAACCUGCAAAAGCUGAAAACAAAAAAUUAGACAGAAAAUGGUUGAAUUUUUGUUCUAAGAGUCAAGUCAGUGUGGUCAGUGGUAAAACUGAGUUGGCAAGUCAGUUGCCUCCUGAGUCAAAUCUGCGAGUUCGAGCCCAAGAGUAAACUGGAUAGGUUUUUCAAUCACUGUCUGCUAACUGCAACGUUGAUAUACAGUCGCGAAUGUCAUAAAGUUGGUAGCGUAGCAGGGCUAUUAUUAUAUUUUUUCUGGAUUCUAGAUACCGGCUCUAAAACUAGAGUUAUACAUUUUAGGCCUUCAGCUUCUAGCUUGUAAUUUCCAAUUACAAGCCUUUAGCUUCUUGUAAAUAGCAACUGACGUCUGGCUUCCAUCCUGGAAAGUCUUAGAUUUAGCUUCUCGCUUCUAGCAACUAGCAUCAAGCUAUCCAGUCAAUAGCUAGAUAUUAGCGUUUAGUAUCUAGAUUCUAGCUUCUGCUUGUAACUUUAAGCAUCUAGCUACUAGCUUUCAUUUACUAGAUUCCAGGUAUCACAAUCUAGUUUCUAUUUGCCAUGCUAUAGUUUUUUUUAUCUACUAGCUGCUAUUUUUCAAAUUCUAGUUUUUUUUCCUAGCCUUUAGUUGUUACUAGCUUCUAGCUACUAGCUUCUAGCUUAUGACUUCAAGAUCAUGUGUACUAGAUUCUUGCUCCUAGCUACUAGCGCUAUCAGUUUUAAGCAUCUUUUUUCUAGUUAUAGCAUCUAGCUACUAGCUGCUAAAUUCUCGCCUCUAGCCUUUAGUAAAGCUUGUAGCCUCUAUCUUUUAGCUUCGCGCUUUAUGCUUUAGCUACUAGCAUCUAGUUUCUAGCUUCUCGUCUAUACCUUCUAGUUUCAAGCCACUAGUUGCUAGGUUCUAGCAUCUAGCUACAAGAUUCUAGCUACUAGUUUCUAGCUUCCAGCUUCUAUCUACUAGCUUCAAGCUUCUAGCUUCUAGCUACAAGCUUAAGGUUGCCAGAAAUUUUUUCAGCACGUAUCCGGGCCAAACAAAUCAAGGCAAAUUAAUAUAAAAACCAGGCAAAAUCCAGGCUUUUGAUUUCUACAACGACGACUAAAAUCCGGGCAGUAUCCGGAAAAUUUUUAUCAAAAAUCAGAAAUUACUCAAAAAAAACAAGGGAACGAAAUGAAUAAAAACUUUUUUUUUUUAUCAAAAUUCAUCGACAGAUUUAAAAUCGAAUUCAAUGAAAUUAGGGCAACCGGCUCGAGCCGGACUGUCCCAAAAUUUUAUAUUUGAUAUUCGGGCAAACCGGUAUGAAACCAGGAAAUCUGGCAACCUUAUUCAAGCUACUAGCUUCUAACUUCUUGCUAUUAGCUACUAGCUUCUAGCUACUAACUUCUAGCUACUAGCUACUAGAUACUAGUAACUAGCUUCUAGCUUUUAAUUAGAUUCUUCUUGCUACUAGCUACUAGCCACCAGAUUCUUGCUACUUUUUUCUAGCUUUUAACUAAUGGUUUCUAGCUUGUAAAAAUGUACUGGCUUUUAACCACUUUAUUCUGAUACACGAAAUUAGCUUCUGCCUUUUAGCUACGGGCUUUAAACACUAGUUGCUAGCUACUGAAUUCUAGCUUCUGGUUACUAGUUUCUUGUCGCUAGUUACUGGCUUGUACUAUUUGCUACCAGCUUCUAGCCUCUAGCUUAUGGCUUCUAGCUACCUACUAGAUUUUAGUUUUUAGCUACUAGCUUCUAGAACCACUUGAGAUCUGCUUAUAGCUUCUGACUAACAGCUUAUACUACAUUAUAAUUUUUAGCUUCUCGCUUCCAACUUGCACUUUUUAGCUUAAAAUUCCUAGCUUCUUGCUAGUGAAUUUUUAACUUCUAGCUUUAAGUUGUCAAGAAUCAUACAACAGCUCAAAUCAACAGGCACUAUGCGACGAUUCACAGUUUUUCUUCUAUCGGAGCAACUUAGUUAAGAAACAGUUUAAGGAAAUCAACAAACGUUUUCGUCUGAAUUUUCUGUGAAUUGUGUUGGAAGAAUUUUGUCUUAGUUCAACACAAAUUUGUAUGAAGUUUUUCGUAGUUUUGUCUGAUUUAUUUUUCUAUGAAUUUUGUUUUAAAUUUGUUCAAUUGUGCCAGAAUUGUCUGAAUUUGGUUUGCUUUUAGCUUGAAUUUUGUCCAAAGGGGCCGUUCAGAUAAUACGUGGACAGAAAAAUGAGAUUUUGGACCCCCUCCUCCCCUUUCAUGGACAAGCGUGGACAUUUGACAAACUCCUACACCCUCCCCGGAUGUUCACGUGGACAGAUUUGACAGUUAGAAAACACCACUUUUUGCCUUUUUGUUAUAGAAACGGCUGAUUUUGUAAAACCGAAUAAAAAUUUCCUGAUAUUAAAAAAAAUGAAAAAUUUUAAAUUUCUUAACUAUCAUAUUUAUCAAUUGCUUUCAAGUAGCUACUUAUUGUUUAAACUUAAACUGGAAAGGUAUGCCAUUUUAAGAUUUUGAUUUAAACAUCUUAAAAUUUAUUCACUUUUAGAAAAUAUUUUGAAAGUAUGUAUGUCAACGUGGACAUGACCCAAACCCUUACCCUCCUCUCCGUGGAAAAGCGUGGACAUUUCCAUACCCAUCUUCCCCCACUAUGUUGUCCACGUGGUAUGUAAACGGCCCCUAAUGUGAACGCCAUAAAACAGUAUAAUACUUCAAAAUGUUCCUUUUAUAAGAGAAAAUCCAGGAUUUUUUUUGAGAAAUCGAUGAAAAAUAUCUUUAGUUAGGGGCUUAAAUCAUUGAUUCAUAACUUUUUAAACUUUCAACGCAAUUUAUCAAAAUUAGUAGGAGUCAAGUAAGACAUGUAAGUCAUGUAAGUUAUUGAUUGAGUUCAAAAUGAGCGGAAUCCAACAACACAGUCGCGUAAAAAUCAUGUAAACAAAAUGGAUUAGCACACACAAAAAGGCAAAAAUAUGUUCGCUUUUAAUAUGGAAUCGAUGAAAAUUACCUUUAGAUAGGAAUUGUAAACUUCCGUCUAUAACUUUUUAAGCUUUCAACGCAUUGUAUCAAAAUUAGUAGAAGUCAUAUAUGACAAUAUUCUUUAUCGAUUGAAUUUAAAAUGAGCGGAAUCAACCACCACAGGUACGUAAAUAUCAUGUGAACAAAAUCAUCUGCACACACACAAAAACGCAUAAGCAUGUUCAUAAUUCGUCAGACUAACCCUACAGACCCUUAAAAGCGCGGCUUUAAAUUACUAGAAAAUCCAGUGCUUUAUCUUUAAUAGGAACGCCUUAAAAAGUAUAAAAUGCACUUCAAAAUGGACUUGUUAUGAGAAAAAAAAUCAUGUUUUUUUGUGAAAUCGAUGAAAAUCACCUUAAGUUAGGAAUUUAAAUCUUUCGUCUAUAACUUCUUAAAUUUUAAACGCAUUUUAUCAAAAUUAGUAGAAGUCGUAUAUGACGAUAUUAUUCAUCGAUUAAAUUCAAAAUGAGCGAAAUCCACUAACACUGUUGCGUAAAAAUCAUGUAAAAAAAUCGAUUAGCACACACAAAUACGCAUAUAUUGAUGAACAAUCAAAAUGAAUUUAGUUAAAAAUCUCUUAAAGACUUAUCUUACUAAUUUGAAAAUUAUUUAAUAGGAUGACAACCAAAAGAAUCAUCCAUUAAAUUUAGGGUGUUAUGAGCAAUUAAAAUUUGAAAAAAAAAACAAGAAAAAUUUAAGCAGCAUACAAGAUUGUCUAAUUCUUUGAGUUUGACUGUAGCCAUUUUUAUAAAAAAAAAAUAAACACACGCCAUCGUGUUUCCGUUUUGACUGGAGGACUGCUAGUUAUCUUCUAUCUCUAAACCAGUAGCACGAUGCAAUUAAAAUUCAUUACCCAUAUCUAGAUUCUACACAAUUACGCUCGGGGCCCAAAGAAAGCUAAGAGGAGCAGAGCAAAUCGAAGAAGAGAAAGUGCCAAGGCACCCGCACCACUAACAAGUUGAGUGAGACGCGUCGCGCCGCAGCAAAACACUCACUUAGAGAGUCGCCGCGCCGAUUCGAUUUUUGAAUGAAAAUAAAACCCUCAUCUGGCUUUUUCUUCUUCUUCGGCCUAGGUUUUGGGGGGCAGCAUUAGAUUCGCACAACACCACACCGUGGCUAUCAAAUCUGAUGUUUUUUAUUCGUCGUUAUUUAUCUACAUCUCCGUCUCUAUGUUAGCAGUGAAACAUUUUUCGAAUCUUGAUCAUUUUUUCCCUACUUUCUGCUUCGUACAAAAAGAGGGGAAACACUUUCUUUCUUUUGGAAGGGGGUGGGGGGUUGCGAUAUGUUUUUUGUCCCUCUUUUUUGAUCACUUUCUUCGUUUGCGAUUUGUUGAUUAGACCACACCGCGCAGACACUUUCGUUCGAGGGUGUGCUCUUCUUCCUUUCACUAGAGGUAUCUCAAAAAUCAAGAGUAGUUGUCUCAUUUCUUUUCGAAUCUGCACCACUUCUCUCACUUCAAACUGUGAUUCAGUUUCGAGUUGUUUUAGUAUAGUCUUACAUUAGAAGAGCCACUAACUGGUAUGAUUUAAUCGUCGGAACAUGCCUUAGAAGAAGAAAGUUUGUUGUCGGAGUGCAUUUCUUUUCACUGUUGCGACGAUGUUAUGUUUUCGUUUGGGUUCGUUUUUUUUUCUUUCUUUCCUUCGAGUUAUUUUGUUUUGAAAACUUUGCCGGUUACGGCCGGCUGACCAAGAUUCCGUUUUCACUUUCAGACCCAAGUGGUUUGAAGUAGCAUCAUGCUGUUGGGGGAUAGCUGUGCUAAAAUGUAUCAAUUUGAAAAAGUUUGUAUAGCACAACAUCUUUUCAUAUUAUUAGAUUUUAUCAGAUACUUAUUUCGAUUUUUAUUUCAUUUUGAACGAGAAUUUGAAUACCAACACAUUGACAAGAGCUUAAACGGUUUAAUCUCAAAUGCCAUCAUAUUCCUGAUUUGAAACUGAGCAAGGAUCAAGGUCAGGAUCAGAAUCAGGUUUUGGAUUAUAAUCGGAAUUUGGGUCUGGAGCAGUUCGUAUAAAUUAAGAUCAGGAUCAGGAUCGGGUAUCAAAAUUGAAAUCCGGAUAUGCAUUUGUAUUUAGUUCAGAAUCACAAUAAGAGUAAGAAAUAGAAUCAAGAACUGGAUAAGAAUAAACAGGAUUGGAAUCAGGAUCAAGAUCGGGUUAAGAAUCAAUGUCAGUAUAACUUUAGGGAUCAGGAACUGGAUCUGAAUCUGAAUCAGGAUAAGGCUACAGACGAGAAUCAGGGUUCGGAUUAUAGGUUGAAUCGGGAUUAAAAUCAUAGUGAAGGUCAAGAACAGAUUCAAGAUCAAGAUCAAGAUUAUUUAGGAUAGGGUUGUCAUCCGUCCCGCAAAAAAAAUGAAUGAGAAAAAUACUUGUUUUUGCACAAAGGUUUAUACUGUAAAUACUGUAUUAUACUGUAAAAUUUUAAUCACCAAAGCUUUUAUUAUGCUUUAAUUAAACAAUUUGACAUCGCAUACACAAUGGAAUAGAUUGAAAACAGGCCUGAAAAAAUAUUUCAAAUACUUGACAUUGUGAGUCUUUCAACAUGGCGUCAUUUUCUGCCUUUCGAUUUUGCAAUCAACUUGGCGUUAGUCAAUUCAAUGAGUAAUAGCUUUAUUAUGAUCAUAUUAAUGGCUGAUUAGUUAAAAGUUUUUAUGAAAGCCAGCUAAAAUUUUGGUGUUUCGAGGGCUUUCAUUUGAUUUAGAGCGAUUUACACCAUUUUAAACUUACGCGGAAACCGCCAAUUCGACUUCUUGUUUAGCCCUUUUACCAAAUACCCGCACAGUAAACGAAAAUUACCGAGUUCGGUAAUUUUUUUUAC
Molecule: messenger RNA, 13053 nt
Organism: Uranotaenia lowii
Lineage: Eukaryota; Metazoa; Arthropoda; Insecta; Diptera; Culicidae
Product: ecdysone receptor-like
Exons: 3
Coding region: 1867-2355 (162 amino acids)
Source: RefSeq, a predicted model, not a curated record